AUGAAGGGGAAGAGAAAGGUUCAGGAAGAGACUGAGAUACCCAGUUCUCCUUCUGCGUCAGAAGAUGAGGAACUACUGGCAAGCCUGUGCAUGUCUCAUCACUUUGUUGAUGAGAAAUCUGAACAAAGGUUCAAUGAUAUGAAGAAUCUCAACACGAUUAUGGAGAGAAAUGUGAAUGUCAGCAAUCUCAAGGAGCAAGGGAUAUGGGACAUCCUGGAGCGUCUAAAUUUAGAGGAAACAGUCACCUAUGCAUGUCCACACAGCAAAAUUCUGAUCAAAGAAUUUUAUGCAAACAUCACUAAGAAGAUUGUGAAGGCUGGAGAUCCAAUGUACCAUCGGGUGUACAUAAGAGGGAAGAUACUGCAUUUUUCUCCAGCAGUAAUUAACAAAUUUUUGGGCUUGAAGAACACAAUUGUGACCACCAUGGACGAGCUGGACAGGGAGAUUGACCAGAAAGAGCUGGAGAUAGCUCUCACUGACACUUUUGAUGAAAAGAGGAAAGGAGAAAUAGCCCCAGUAGAGCUGAACUUCGAGGCUUCAGUACUGUUCAAAAUAGCUAGAGCUAACUGGUUACCAACCCAGCGAUCAAGUCUGAUUCACAAGAGGCUAGCAGUACUCAUCUACUGUGUGAAGAAAGGGAUCAAGAUCAACUAUGGAAACAUGAUCUUCGAUCAUAUUCUGGAAAGAGCACUGAACUUCAGAGCAAGGUUCAGAUUACCUUAUCCCUGCUUAAUUCAAAACAUCCUCACUAAGCAGUGCCCGGAACUCAUUGAUCCAAAGGAAAACACUGAAGUGAUUCAAAAACCCCUGGUGGUUGAGACAAGAAUCAAAAGGAAGAAGGGUAAAGGAAAGAAGGACUACAAGAAGAUGUUGGAGACUCUCAAGGAUGCAGAAAAAACAUUGAUAAAGAUGGAGCUCGGACUAAGGAAGCAGGCAACACAAUGGGGAGAAAUUGAGGAAUCCGAAGGAGACCUAGAUUCAGAAGAAGAAGACUCAAAGGAGGAGGAAGAAGGAGAUGAUUCUAAGAUGCCUAAACCGACUCCUAAGAAAGCGGAGGCAUCGAAGAAGUAA
This is a messenger RNA of Tarenaya hassleriana, 1071 nucleotides long. RefSeq lists its product as uncharacterized. The transcript has 2 exons. The record is from RefSeq and is a predicted model, not a curated record. The coding region runs from base 1 to 1071 and encodes 356 amino acids. NCBI's taxonomy places the organism in Eukaryota, Viridiplantae, Streptophyta, Magnoliopsida, Brassicales, Cleomaceae.